UCUCCUUGUGCCAUUAUGUCAAUCGCAGGUUCAAACUCUGGUUGGGUAACUUCCUCCUCCCAGAGGUCUAGCUAUUCCCUUAACCAAGGCGGAGGUUCUGGUGGUGGAUAUUCUGCCCGUUUGAGUGGAGGUGGAAUUGGUUUGGGUAGUGGAGGUUAUAGUCUGGGAGUUGGAGGAGGAUUAGGAUCAGCUAGCCUUAGCUUGGGUGGUGGAGGUUUCGGUGCAGGUAUAGGUGGAGGUUCAUUUGGAUUAGGAGGGGGUUUGGGAGGAGGUUUAGGAGGAGGUUUGGGUGGAGGCUUGGGAGGAGGUUUGGGAGGGGGCUAUGGAGGGGGCUAUGGAGGGGGCUAUGGAGGGGGCUAUGGAGGAGGCUAUGGAGGAGGCUUAGGUGGCAGUGCAGCAUUUUCUUUGGGACGAUCCUUGACUUCUGGGGGUUUGAGCUCAACUCUGAAUGUAGGGGCACCACGUGUAGUACCCCAAUUACUGUCUAGAGCCUCAGAAAAACAGACACUAGCAGGUCUGAAUGACCGCUUUUUUUCCUAUGUAGAGAAAGUUAAGCACCUGCAAUUUGAAAAUCAGACAUUACAGACACAGCUGAACCUACUGACAGGUGGCACAGGAUCUGGCCCCUCAGAGUCCUCUACUACAGUAAAUUUUGAGCUUCAGCUUACAGAUCUGAGGAACACGGUUGAAACUCUAACGCUGGAAAAUGUUCGACAUGAAAUUGAACUUGACAACAUCAGAGGUGCAGCAGAAGAGCUAAAGACUAAAUAUGAAUUAGAGUUAGGCGUGAAGUAUCAACUGGAAACCGACAUUGCAGCAAUGAAACGGGACAUUGAGGUUGCUACUGAACUACGUACCACACUGGAACACAGGUUCUCCUCAGCACUUGAUGACCUUGAAUUCCUAAAGAAGACACACGAGGAGGAACUAACUUCACUACAGAGUAAAUUGGGAACUUCAGGAGAUACUUCUGUUUCAUUGAUUGAAGUGGAUGCAGUUAAAUCUUUUGAUAUCACAACCGCAUUGAAUAAACUCAGAGGUGAAUAUGAAAAAUCCGUCCAGCAACACAAAGAAGACGCAGAAACAUACUUCAGAGCUAAGAUUGAAGAAAUAAACAGUGAAACAGUGAAAACCUCAGAAGUUGUUUCCUCAGUGAAAGCAGAAAUUACCAGCACGAAGAAAGAGCUACAGUCAUAUAACAAUGAAUUGCAGUCUCUUCUGUCGGUGAAUUAUACACUUGAAAGCAAUCUGGCAGAGGUCGUAGCAAGAUCCAGUGUGGGUGUGGCUGAAUUUCAAGCGCAGAUAACCAGCUAUGAAUCUGCCAUUGAAUCAGCAAAGGUGGAACUUCACAAAAUCAUUGUGAACUAUCAGGAAUUGUUGGAUAUCAAACAGGCAUUAGAUGUAGAAAUAUCUACGUACAAGAAGCUGUUGGAGGGUGAAGAUCUGAAACUUCCUGACGCAGAAGCAUUAUCAGGAGGAACAUUCACAUACUCCUCUGACGGUGGUUUUCAGAAGAAGGACACAUCAAGUUCAUCAUUUUCAGCCGAAUUUAGCUUUUCAAGGAAAGACUUAAGUUCAGACUAAAUUUGAAAGAUUGAUGUCACCAUCUGAGGAAAAACCCGAUACCGUCUGCCUGAUGCCGCUGCGCUAUAUUUCAUGUCUUUACUGCUUGAGAAAUGUCAUGUGUGCUUAAUUGUAAUUGCCUUGUCAAAUACUAUUAUUAACUGGCAUUCUCAGCA
Molecule: messenger RNA, 1739 nt
Organism: Pseudophryne corroboree (corroboree frog)
Lineage: Eukaryota; Metazoa; Chordata; Amphibia; Anura; Myobatrachidae
Product: thread biopolymer filament subunit gamma-like
Exons: 10
Coding region: 16-1584 (522 amino acids)
Biological process (GO): intermediate filament organization; epithelial cell differentiation
Cellular component (GO): cytoskeleton
Molecular function (GO): structural molecule activity
Source: RefSeq, a predicted model, not a curated record